This is a messenger RNA of Polyodon spathula (Mississippi paddlefish), 3218 nucleotides long. RefSeq names its product hepatoma-derived growth factor-related protein 2-like. Gene Ontology annotation, cellular component: nucleus. NCBI's taxonomy places the organism in Eukaryota, Metazoa, Chordata, Actinopteri, Acipenseriformes, Polyodontidae. The coding region runs from base 550 to 2520 and encodes 656 amino acids. The transcript is spliced from 16 exons. Gene Ontology annotation, biological process: regulation of transcription by RNA polymerase II. Gene Ontology annotation, molecular function: transcription coregulator activity; double-stranded DNA binding. The record is from RefSeq and is a predicted model, not a curated record.
GUUUCUGUGUGUCGGAUUGGAAACAAGGCAGGCAUCACAGACUUCUAGCACUUUGCAAUUACAUAAAUAAAUAGAUAGAUAGAUAGCUAGAUAGAUAGAUAGAUAGAUAGCACAGCCGGUGUUUGUUUGUGUAAAUGCGCAGUGUCCGUUGUUUUCUAUGUGAUAAAACACAAUGAAUGCAUGUUGUUGUUUGUAAACGAUGGUGUAACUGCACAGUGACCUGAAAACCAAUACAACAUACACAAGAACUGUCUAGAGGGGCAAUUCGGAGCGACAGGCCCCGCAGCCAGUCCGUGUGCGUGUGGGCGGGACUUCCUGCCAUGUUGCAGCCGUCCUGCUGUUAGUGGGAGCAUUGCAGAGUAGCGCUUCCUGCUCUGAGGUGCCUUGUUUUCGCAUUAAAAAUAAACUCUCUAUCUGCAGCUCUUACGGGCUGUUAUUUUAAAUUAAAAGCAGCGCACCUGCACAGAUAGGAGUUAUAUACAUAUCUAUAUAUAGAUAUCAUAUAUAAUACAUGUUUUAAAAGCAAGAUAAACGUUCAGAAAAAAGAAGAUGCCUCACAAUUUCCAGCCGGGAGACUUGGUUUUCGCGAAGAUGAAGGGUUACCCGUACUGGCCGGCGAGGAUUGAAGAAGUGGCCGAGGGAGCGGUGAAGCCUCCCCCAAACAAGUACCCCAUCUUCUUCUUUGGGACGCACGAAACUGCGUUCCUGGCCUCGAAGGAUCUGUUCCUCUAUGAGAAGAGCAAGGAGAGGUACGGCAAGCCAAACAAGAGGAAAGGCUUCAACGAGGGAUUGUGGGAAAUCCAGAACACCCCUCACGCCAACUACAACACCCCCGCCGCAGCCAGCUCUUCUGACAGCGAGGACGGAGCAGGAAGUGAUGCAGAGGCGGAAGAGGAGGGGCCAAAGAAAGCAGAGUCAGGAAGUGAUGCGGAGUCUGAGCACGGAAGUGAGCCUGCUGGAGGAGGAGAAGGGGGAGGGGUGAAGAGGAAGGUUCCGCCCACAAAGGUCCCGCCGGCAAAGCGUUUCCGGAACUCUUCGAGCGAGCGAGAGCUGGAGCAGGAGAGCGGCUCAGGAUCCGACCCGGAGAACUCGGGAAGCUCGGACUCGGAAUCAGAGAAGAACAGCGACCAGGAUUUCACCCCGGAGAAGAAGCCUGCAGGCCGGGCUCCCAGGAGGGCAGCAGGAGGAGGGGGGCGCACACAGAAGCAGGACUCGGACUCGGAUUCCAAAUCUGAUUCGGAACCGGAACCAAAACCCAAACCAGCACCUGAGGAUGAGGAAGAGGAGAAGGCAGCAGAAGCAUCAGCGUCCUCCGACUCAGAGUCCAGAUCAGAGUCCAGAUCAGAGUCGGAAUCAGAUCGACCCGUCAAGAAAGCACGCCGGGGCAGGAAGCCAGCUGCAGAGAGGCCGCCCCCAAAGCCAAGGGGCAGAAAGCCGAAGACAAAGCCGGUCCCGGCCACAACCCCAUCGAGCUCGAGCAGUGACAGCGACAGCGAGCCGGACCGCAUUAGCGAUUGGAAGCGGAGGGAUGAGGAGAGGAAGAAGGAGCUGGAGGAGAAGAGGAAGAGGGAGCAGGACGAGGAGCUGCGCAGGCUGAGGGAACGAGAGAAGGAGGAGGAGGAGCAGAGGAAGAGAGAGAAGGAGGACAAGGGGAACAAGGCCAGCGAAAGUGACUCAAGCGACACUAAUGUGGAAGAAGGGGGCCGCAGAGACAAGCCCACCAAGAAGACCAAGAAACCCACCCCACCCAAACCAGCCAAAUCAGACACUGACUCAGAGAAGGAGGUGAAGAAACCAGCCAAGCGCCCUGAAGCAGUAAAGAAGGGCCGACCGCGGAAAAACAGGGAGCCGAAAGAGAGGAAGCGGAGACACUCUGAGGAUAAACCCAGGGCCAGGUCGAUGAAAGCAGAGAGGCAGAGGAGGAGACCAGAGAAAGUCCCGGAAAGGAGGGUGGAGAAGAAGAAAGAGCCAUCCCCUGAGGAGAAGCUGCAGAAGCUCCAUACUGACAUAAAGUUUGCCCUGAAGGUGGACAGUCCCGAUGUGAAGAAGUGUCUGCAGGCUCUGGAGGAGCUGGGCUCUGUGCAGGUGACCAGUCACAUCCUGCAGAAGAACACAGACGUGGUGGCAACCCUGAAGAAGAUCCGCCGGUACAAGGCCAGUCGAGAGGUGAUGCAGAAAGCUGCUGAGGUUUACAACAAGCUGAAGCUGCAGGUUCUGGGGGGAAAGGCUGAGCCACUGCAGAAACCCAAACAGCGAGUGAAGAGUGAGGAGGACAAGCCAGCGAACACGGACUCAACAACACCAGUGAAUGGGGAGGUGGAGCCACAGAAGGCAGACAGCGAAUCGGCAGAGCCGGCAGCAGACAACCCCAAAUCACCUGGAACAGAGAACAUGGACACUGCAGAGCAGCACCAGAACAGCCAAGAGAAGGCAGACGAAGCGUCGACAGAAAAGAAUGACAUCACGGCCCAGGAGCCAGCUGUUUCCAUGGAGAUAGAGCCGGGAGCCAGCGAGAGCUGAGACCAUGCGGGAGUGAGCACAAAGGACUGUGGGAUGUAGAAUAUAAACAAAACAAACCCUGGCUUUCUCACACUUCCGGUCUCUGACUUCUGCUGCUUUUUUUUUCUUUUUUUUCACUCGUUAAUAACUUUAUACUCUAGUAAAACCUGUCUGCUGUAUAUAUUGGUACAAUAGGGCAAUGAGUAUGGAAUCCUACCCUUCCCCCCCUCCUCCCCCCGUCUCCACGGUCAAGUGCAGUAGCAGCAUUCAGCCACUGUAUGAGGUGGUGCUGUGUGCAGACCCCAUGAGUGUUCAUUUGAGAGCUAGCGAUUUCUACAGCACCUCCUCUAUGUAUUCUGCUGCAUUGGUUGUUAGCAGACAGUGAUGCUAGAGGCUGUGCUCAGCACUGCAGCUCCGCUCUGCUGGACCCAGCCUGUGGGAGUGUCUGUCUGAGUGAGGAGAGACACUGCCUGCCUGCCUGCCAGGCUUCAUUCGCACAGAUUCGGGUCUCUUGUUUGCAGCGCCUGCCUGUGCUGCAGAAACUGACAAAGCAUUUCAUGCAAAAAAAGAGCGAGAUAGGAGGGACAUGCCCAUCUUUAAAUGAAUAGAAUAAUGACAUGGAUAUAAACAGCCUGGGCAGACCAUCUUAUCUGUCUGUCUGUCUGUGUGAGUGUGUGUGAGUCUGUCUGUCUGUGUGUGUGUGUGAGUCUGUCUGUCUG